GUUGCACUCCGGAGCAUAUCACCGACGGACCGCGCUGUGUCCAUGCCCGUCAACUCGUCCUUUGCUAAUGCCGCUGCUAAGCUAAUGUUGAUUUCUGUUCAGCGUUUGUUUACAUGAGUAAAAUAUAUUAAUUAAAAUAUAACGAUGACGUCCAGAGGGACCCCGAGCCGCUUCCUGUGCAGCGUCCUGCAGAACGGAAUCGGUCGAUAUGUUACUCAGCUGAAACGAGUUUCCAUCGUCUUCUCUAAAAACGGUCAGAGCUCUCUGGGAGUCAGGGAGUUCAUUGAGGAGGGAGUGGUGGAUUAUGCCAAGAAGAACCCUGGAACUGUCGUCUACGUGUCUCCUAAGUCCUGCAGGAUUCCUAAAAUAGUUGCAGAAUACUUAAACGGCAGCGUGAGGGAGGAACUCAUCACCAGCAAAACAGCUCCACAGAUUUCAGAGCUUUUGACCAAACUGACCAACCAGUCCGGCCUCGACAUCAUCCGCAUCCGCAAACGCUUCCACACGGACAACCCGAGCAUCCAGGGCCAGUGGCACCCGUUCACCAACAGACCGCCGUCCAUCGGGGUCAUCAGGCCGCAGGAACAGGACCCUAAAUGAGGACUAAAGCCAAAACUAGUGUUAAAUUAAACUGUUCCUGCAAGAUAUGUCUUUGUUUUAAAGCUUCAGUCUGGUCAAGCAGUUCAUGUUGCAGCAGUUUGUUGCUCUUCACAUUUUUCCCCUUGUUUGGUGGCAGCUCUACAGAGAACAUUUCCAUCUCUGAAUGCCACAUUUGAAGAGACUUCACAUAAAUUCUCUGGAGGCUUUUGUCAGAUGGCCUUAUACAAACAAAAAAAAGCAGAUAACUGUGUUUUUAUCUCAAGGUUAUUUGACGAUUCAUUGUAGUAAAGAGCAGCACUUGGGCGCAGAGUUGUAAUGAAAUGAUAAUAAUAAAAAGAAUGUUAUUGUGCAAA
This is a messenger RNA of Centropristis striata (black sea bass), 953 nucleotides long. RefSeq names its product mitochondrial ribosomal protein L43 (gene mrpl43). Gene Ontology annotation, biological process: mitochondrial translation. The record is from RefSeq and is a predicted model, not a curated record. Gene Ontology annotation, cellular component: mitochondrial large ribosomal subunit. Gene Ontology annotation, molecular function: structural constituent of ribosome. The transcript has 3 exons. Lineage: Eukaryota; Metazoa; Chordata; Actinopteri; Perciformes; Serranidae. Bases 145 to 600 code for a protein of 151 amino acids.